AUGACACAGCCGAAGGUUGAGGACCUGAGUAGGGAAGAUGUCAAGAAGUUGGCGCGCAUCUUGUUCCUUGAUGUCAAGAAGUUUCAGGAACGAGAGGCUGCUGCCAAACUGACCACUGAGCUACCUUCGUACCUCCGCCGAUCGCGAAUCCUCUCGUUGAUGGUGGACAAGCUAAAUCUCAUACGAGAGCCUGCGAAGGCUGCAUGUUUUAUCCAUAAGACGCUGAAUAGAGAGAUAAUUCAUGCACUCUGUGGGCUCAUACGGGCAGAAGUGGGUGAAGGCCUGAAUGGGCUGGUAUCAAGGCAGACUCGGUUGUCGAUUGAGCAGAGGCGCAUGAUACACAACCUCCGUACUGUGAACGGACUCUGGAUGACGCGAGAAACAGUGGAGAGGAAAUAUCUCAUCAGGCCAUCUUUCACAUGGUAUUAUCAGAGCGACGGGUGCGAGGCAUGCAUGGUCAGCCGGUUUGCGAGAGACCGGGCUGCAUUGACAGAUAUGCGCACGCUUCUUCUCAGUCGGAUAGGGAGGCGAAAAAACAGGAACCCACCGCAACUUGUGAGGUGGGUGGAAGAACUGAUGAGCUGCCACGGUCCAUCUAGCCUAGAAAUGUUUGUUUUCAGCGCGGAAGACGCACUAGAAUUGAAGGCUGCCAGGCGGGAUAUCAGGGGUACGAAAUCUCAGGGGCAGAACGCUGCUACCGGCCAGGGCUGCGGGCUGAGGAGAGCAGAGAGCAACGUCACCCACCGGCCAACCAGAUGGACAUCGGUGAACACACGUCAGGCAAACAGGCGACCACGGUCGAUGGAGACACUUCGGAGCCCAGACAACAGUGCCCUCCCGUCGUCUGAAGCCGAGGUCGAUACUGCAAAUGAAAUUAUUGACUGCUAUCUUAACCGGACCCUGAUUGAUGUGAACCCAGAGCCGGUCACAGCACAACCAGAACGGCAGCAGGAUAGAACGAUUCCUGAUCCAAAGACAAGGUUACAGCCAGAGCCAGGGUCGGAGCAAAGACAUAGAAUCGACAGGGCCGAGUGUCAUCGUCCAACUAGCGCUAGUCAAAUGAAGAGAAGCGAAUCGCUGAGAAUAGCUAUGGCAGCGUGUUCCGAGACAAGACGUAACACACAAAUUCAACCAUUGCGGUCACCGAGCAUAUCUAGUUCACGGGCUGGAACUAGAUAUAAAUACCCGUCGAGACGAACCCAGAGUGUGUACUCCAAUGGCGGCAGCUAUUCCAAAAUGGACCAGAAUGUCCACAAGCCAGUCUGUCAAAAUAACGACCAUAGAAGCAGCAGGUUGACUCGCUCACAGACUAUCAAGACGAGUAAGGAGCAAGCAGCAGAGUAUCGAUCCCUGCUUGGAGAAAUGCAUCGACUCUCCUGUUAUUCCCCGUCCAACUACAGCCGAGCAACGCUAGUCGAAGGCCCUGGCAUCCCGAACCCACGGCUAGAGGAGAAGAGACCGGUGUCCGAGGCAACGACCCGUUGGAGUACGUUCGACGGAGGAGAGGAUCUAUACCCCCCUAUUGAGCCGAUCCCCCCGUUGAGAAUUCGAAAAGAGAAGAGAAGAAUCGGAGGAGAAUGA
This is a messenger RNA of Trichophyton benhamiae CBS 112371, 1581 nucleotides long. RefSeq lists its product as uncharacterized. The transcript has a single exon. The record is from RefSeq and is a predicted model, not a curated record. The coding region runs from base 1 to 1581 and encodes 526 amino acids. Lineage: Eukaryota; Fungi; Ascomycota; Eurotiomycetes; Onygenales; Arthrodermataceae.